AUGAUUAAGUGCACAGUUCCACGCAGUGACCCUGUGCUGGAUUACAAUGAUUAUGGAUGUUACUGUGGGACUUCCCAGCUCUGUGGCUUGUUCCAUACCUCCCUGGGUACUACAGAAUUACAAAAAUUAGAGUAUUACCCAAUUAUCGAUAAUCCUUACACAGAGAUUUAUUCCUACUCCUGCUCUGGGACAACCAUUACCUGCAACAGUAACAACAACCCCUGUAAGAUGCACAUCUGUGAAUGCAAUCAACAAGCAUCCCUGUGCUUCGCUAAAGCUCAUUACAACCCAGAAUACAAAAAACUGGAUGUAAAUAAAUAUUCCAAAUGA
Messenger RNA from Protopterus annectens (West African lungfish), 330 nucleotides. Its product is annotated as phospholipase A2-like. Gene Ontology annotation, biological process: arachidonate secretion; lipid catabolic process; phospholipid metabolic process. Gene Ontology annotation, molecular function: A2-type glycerophospholipase activity; calcium ion binding. NCBI's taxonomy places the organism in Eukaryota, Metazoa, Chordata, Ceratodontiformes, Protopteridae. The record is from RefSeq and is a predicted model, not a curated record. The transcript is spliced from 4 exons. The coding region runs from base 1 to 330 and encodes 109 amino acids.